Cyprinus carpio (common carp) is the source of this 1277-nucleotide messenger RNA. Its product is annotated as protein eva-1 homolog B-like. The record is from RefSeq and is a predicted model, not a curated record. Lineage: Eukaryota; Metazoa; Chordata; Actinopteri; Cypriniformes; Cyprinidae.
CCUCUCUCACUCCAUGUCUUUCUUCCUUCUGCGUGUGAGGACUCUGUGACAGCUUUUCCUGCUGCUUGUAGCGAACGGCUGAAAGGGAGUGAACUGCUUGUAAUACAGAGUCAAACUGAGGCAGACACAUACACUGCUGAACGGUCAUUGGUCUGAAUGUUCUGAAUGGUCAAUUCUGGACGAAACUUCCCAGUAAGUCUGAUGCUGUAGGAGAACAGCUUUGAGAUUUAUAUGUGUGUAUAGACGAAGACCCAAGAUAUUCUGAGGACACAAGGCCAUAUCCAGAGUGAGAAGUUUGACCCAUCUAAAACAAAAACAGUGCACCAUGAAGAGAAACUGACUGCUUUAUGUGGUUUAGAAACACAGGACAAAGCCAGGAUGAAUGUGAAAAGGAAGGAGAUGGAUUUCUUGAGCAACACUAUUGCUGCUUAUGCUCACAUUAAAGCCAAUCCAGAGAGUUUCGGCCUUUACUUUGUCAUCGGUGUCUGUUUUGGCCUGGUGCUCACUCUCUGCCUCUUGGUCAUCCGGAUUUCCUGCAAGCCUCGGACCACUACGGCGUCCCCCAUGCCAGAGAAAAAACAUCUGAAAGACUAUAGUGAGGAGGAGGAGGAGGAAGAUGAGGAGAGCGAUGAUGAGGAGGAGGAAGAUGCAGUAGGCCUGGAGUCAUCUAUUCAGCACAGCACCACAGAGAUCCCCAUGAGCAACCACCUCAUCACCCCAGACGGGACUCUGAGCAGGAACGUGUUCACCUCAGCUGAGGAGCUGGAGCGGGCACAGCGAUUGGAGGAAAGGGAGAGGAUCAUCAGGGAAAUCUGGAGAAACGGACAGCCAGAUAUUCUGGGAACAGGAACAGGCACUAUUGGAAGAGUGCACUACUACUAACACUCCUGAACAUAAACUCAAGCCAUUUCACUGGUUGAGUGCAGACUGGUAAUGGACAGUGUUUCCAAAUACUGAUGUUAUUGUAAUCCUACAGACCACGGGUACAGCUGUUCUGUAUGCAACAUUUGGUUGCUGUCAGUCCCCAUGUCAUGGUGCUUAUUAAAAAGUCAUUUUAAAGCACGAAUUUAGACUUUGAUGUCAGAGUUGAUGUUUAAAAAUUAUUUGUGAAUUGUACAUGAUUAUUAGAAUUCACUGAAAGCAAAUGCACUUUUGCACCAUGCCAUUUAUUGUGUAUAGAUUUUUUUCCUUGCUAUUUUUGUACUUUUUUUAAAAAAAGUCCCCCAUGUCAAAUCAUGUAGUAACUCUGAACAGAAAUUAAAAUUUGAUGCAGAUGA